AUGUUAUCCAAACAAUAUUCAGGAUUAGGCACUGGGGCAUUAUGUCGUUUGGAUUCAGAGGGUCUUGUGAAACUGCAACCAAUCUAUGCAUAUAUGGAUGGCGAAAAGUAUAAGAUUGCAAACGGUUAUUUGAAAAUGGUGCCGGAUGAUAGUGGUACAAAUCGUCGAGCGUUCAUGGGUAAAUUAGCAGGAUACGAAGUUACUGUAGCAAGCUAUCUGGAAUCGUUUAUUGAUCGAUCAAAAAUUAAAUUCGAUCCAUCAUGCAAUAAACCACUGAUUUAUACAUUAACGCGAGAAAAUGAUAUUACAGCAUCAACUUAUUUUUUCUCACCUUAUUUUAAAGAAAUUAUUGAAUCUUUUACUUUGAAAUGUUUAGAUGCUGGAGUAUUAAAUGUUAUUAUUCUUUUUUUUGUAGCUAAAGAUGCAUUUCUUCUUGAACAGCAACAAUUGCGAAGUAGAGCAUCAAAAAAGCUCAAAGAUCAAUUAGGUGAACCACCAGUGGUCAACAGCAAGCUUCGUUCAGGCAGUCAUAGUAAAAACAAACACACAACUGGAUAA
Molecule: messenger RNA, 558 nt
Organism: Rotaria sp. Silwood1
Lineage: Eukaryota; Metazoa; Rotifera; Eurotatoria; Philodinida; Philodinidae
Source: the annotation of a GenBank genome assembly